Molecule: messenger RNA, 288 nt
Organism: Williopsis jadinii
Lineage: Eukaryota; Fungi; Ascomycota; Saccharomycetes; Phaffomycetales; Wickerhamomycetaceae
Exons: 2
Coding region: 1-288 (95 amino acids)
Source: RefSeq, a predicted model, not a curated record
AUGGAUAACUUCACGAGCGACUUGGAGAAGGACAACAAGGGAGGAGCCUUUGCUGAGUCUAUAGAGGUCUUUGGCGCUGAGCGUUAUGGUUCUGGCUACCACCUCAAAGCUGGCCAUGUUAGUAUGAUCGUCAUUGGUGGUGCUCUGGCCACAGGCUUGUUGAUUGGAUCAGGCUAUGCCACUGGCUAUGUGGACCCAGCUCUCGGGUUCUCGGCUGGCUACUGCUAUCUCUUUGGGUUCCUCAUAGCGAUUCCAAAUCAGAUCACUGCAGUUGCACUGAUCUUGUAG